This is a messenger RNA of Purpureocillium takamizusanense, 2367 nucleotides long. Its product is annotated as Oligo-1,6-glucosidase. The transcript has a single exon. Bases 414 to 2300 code for a protein of 628 amino acids. Gene Ontology annotation, biological process: oligosaccharide catabolic process. Lineage: Eukaryota; Fungi; Ascomycota; Sordariomycetes; Hypocreales; Ophiocordycipitaceae. Gene Ontology annotation, molecular function: alpha-amylase activity. The record is from RefSeq and is a predicted model, not a curated record.
CACAGACCAUCUUUGCCCACACGACCUAGGAGGGGCGGCGGAGUCUAGCGGAAUACUGUCGACAGGCGGCGGAGUCUCCGCCCUCCAAUAGAGACGGAUUCCACCACGCCCCUGUCGGCAAAUGCCCCGGAUUCCACAAUGCUGCGGAGUGACCGUCAUAGCCUCAGAACCGAUGGGUCGACUCGUGACCGAUGGGACUGGAAGACAUGAGGCGAGGCGACGGGCAUGGCCCUCGUGGAUAGAAAGGAUGCAUGGCCCCUCAGUUGUGAGCUCUCACUAUAAUCGAUAUAAUCGGAGCCGAGGCGGCACGUCCGAGACUGCUGCUCGCCCACUCACUCACUCAUUCUUACCUUGUCACCGUUCUGCUGCCUUGCCCAUCUGAGCCGAAACGAGCAGAGUUCUCACGCACAACAAUGGGUUCCAACUCUCUCGAAUGGGACGUCGAGAGCGGCCACGUAGGCCCGACGCCGUGGUGGAAGGAUGCUACCUUCUACCAGGUGUACCCGGCGAGCUUCAAGGACUCCAACGGCGACGGCUGGGGCGACCUCCCGGGUCUCAUUUCUGAAGUGGACUACCUUCACGAGCUCGGGGUCGACGUGGUCUGGGUGUCUCCAAUCUUCGAGAGCCCGCAGAAGGACAUGGGCUACGACGUAUCCGACUAUCAGUCCAUCUACGCGCCGUACGGCACCGUCGAGGACGUAGAUCUUCUCGUCAAGGAGUGUCACUCGAGACGCAUGAAGGUCAUUCUCGACCUCGUGGUCAAUCACACGUCCAUCGAGCACGCGUGGUUCAAAGAGUCCCGGUCAUCCAAGAGAAACCCCAAGCGCGACUGGUACAUCUGGAAGCCGGCGCGGUACGACGAGCAAGGCAUCCAGCACCCGCCCACGAACUGGCGCGGCUACUUUGCCGGCUCAACGUGGACGUGGGACGAGCGCACGCAGGAGUACUACCUGCACCUAUACGCGGCGGACCAGCCGGACCUAAACUGGGAGAACGCGGACUGCCGCGAGGCCAUCUACGAGGAGACGAUGCGCUUCUGGUUAGAGCGCGGGGUGGACGGCUUCCGGAUCGACACGGUCAACAAGUACUCGAAGCGGCAGGACUUUGUCGACGCGCCCAUUACCGACCCCGAGUCGCCUCACCAGCCGGCGCCGGAGAUGUGGUGCAACGGACCCCGCAUCCACGAAUUCAUCAAGGAGAUGACGCGCAAGGCGCUGGCCCCUUACAAGGCCGUCUCGGUAGGCGAGCUGUCCAAUACGCCGCACCCGUCGCAGGUGAUUCCAUACGUCUCGGCGGCGGCGCAGGAGCUCGACAUGGUGUUUGAGUUUUCUGUGAUUCGGUUGGGUACGGGCAACGGCUUCGGGGCAAAGUACCUGUAUCAGCCGUACCCGCUGACGAAGCUCAAGAGCUUGACGGAGACGUGGCAGAGCUUCAUCGAGGGCACGGACGCGUGGGCGACGGCGUUUAUCGAAAACCACGACAACGGGCGGGCUAUUAGCCGGUUCGGAGACGCGUCGACGCCGGAGUUGUGGUUGCGGUCGGGCCAGGCGAUUGCGCUGUGGCAGGCGACGCUGUCGGGGACGCUGUUCCUGUACCAGGGCCAGGAGAUUGGCAUGGUCAACAUGCCGAGCAGCUGGGGCAUGGACGAGUACCGGGACAUUGAGAGCCGCAACUUUUACGCCGAGGCGGCGGCGUCGGGCAGCCAGGAGCGGCUCGAGGGGACGGUCAGGGGCCUGCAGAUCCUGGCACGGGAUCACUCGCGGAUGCCGUUUCAGUGGAGCGACGCGCCGCAUGCGGGCUUCACCACCGGCGGCGCGAGGCCGUGGAUGCGCGUGCACGACAACUACCGGUCCGUCAACGCGGCGCGGCAGUCGCGCGACCCGCACUCUAUCCUGAGCUUCUACAAGAGGGCGCUCAAGCUGCGCAGGGAGCACGGCGACGUGUUUGUCCACGGGUCGUUUAGGCUCAUGGCGCGGGACGACGAGGCGCUCUUUGCGUACGUCAAGGAGAGCGCCGCGGUGGUGUCGUCGUCGUCAGGGGCAGCAGCAGCAGGAGGAGGAGGAGGCAAGCCGCCGCGCAAGAAGGCAGUCGUGGUGCUCAACAUGAGCGCCGAGACGAGGCCGUGCGUGGACGUGGCCGGGGCGAUGCAGUGCGCCGGCGACGGCGCGGACGUCAGGCUGCUGGUCGGCACGUUGGGCGACGAGGCGUCCGCGGGCGGGUCAGGCGGCCCGACGACGGCCAAGGGUGUGUCGUUGCCCCCGCUGGCGGCGUGGGAGGGGCGCGUGUAUGUGAACUAUUAGUGUCUGGACUUUUGGUCUGGCCUGACACGGAGAGAGGGUGAUGAUAUGCCGACGGACCAUGAUGGGC